GUAAUUUCCAGUAAGAGGCUCAGUCGUAGCGCCAAUAAUGAAACAGCUUGAGAGAGAAAAAGAGCUAGUGUAAUCGAAUUAACCGUAAUCGAAUAUUCUCUAUUUUCAUCCGAAUUCUCAUGUGAGUUGCACAGAAAUCGUUCACGAUGACGAAAGGUACAUCAAGUUUUGGUAAAAGGAGAAAUAAGACUCACACACUUUGCCGUCGUUGCGGACGUAGCAGUUACCAUAUUCAAAAAUCUUUAUGUGCACAAUGUGGAUAUCCUCAUAAAAGAUUGCGUCAUUAUAAUUGGAGUGUAAAGGGAAAACGUAGGAAGACAACUGGUACUGGCCGUCUGCGUCAUCUUAGAAAAGUUUGGAGAAGAUUUAGACAUGGAUUCCGAGAAGGUGGCCAGGCAAAGCCACAGAAGCAAGGUGCAGCAGCUUCUACAACAGCAUCUUUGUCUAAAUAGUUUUGUGUAAAAUAAAAAAUUUGCCCUACGGCA
Stegodyphus dumicola is the source of this 485-nucleotide messenger RNA. Its product is annotated as large ribosomal subunit protein eL37A-like. Gene Ontology annotation, cellular component: ribosome; cytosolic large ribosomal subunit. The record is from RefSeq and is a predicted model, not a curated record. Gene Ontology annotation, biological process: translation. Lineage: Eukaryota; Metazoa; Arthropoda; Arachnida; Araneae; Eresidae. Gene Ontology annotation, molecular function: RNA binding; structural constituent of ribosome.